UAUGGGUGAGAUUGUGUCAAAUUAAUUGUUUGUAGCUGGUUAUAGUCGUGCAAAAAUAACUGAUGAAAAGGAUAUCAAGAAUAUCUUCAAAAAAUAUGGUACUAUAAAAAAUGUUGCUUACAAGGGUUCCUAUGCCUUUGUUGUAUGAAAUCUUAUUCUAUUUAAAUAGACCUUUUCAUCAGAAUCUGAAGCUGAAAAUGCUCUUAAAGCACUUAAUGGAUAAUAGAUUAAUGGAUAGAAACUCAAAGUUAAUAUUGUAGAUAAUCGAAAAGGACGUAGAAAUGGACCUUAAGAAAAUGAUGAAUGUUUUAGAUGUAAGAAAGGAGGACAUUGGUAAAACUGAUUAUUUUAUAGAUUAAGGGCUAGAGAGUGUCCAAAUGAAUCAUCGCCAAAAAGAAGGAAUUAUGAUAAUUAAAGAUCACGGUAUUUUUUUGAUUUUAUUGAUUGUACAGAUAUAGAAAAACAAGAAGAUCAAACUCAAGAUCCCAUUCAUAAUCUUCAUAUUAAUCUUCUCACUCUAGGGGAAAAAGAGACUCUAAAAAAGGAAAUAGAUACAGUAGAAGAAGUAGAAGUCCAAAAAGAGAUUAAAAGAGAUAGAAAAGUACCAGUCAAAAGAGAUCCAAUACAAAUUCAAGUUCCAGAUCAUAAGUUAAGAAUAGAUAGAGAUAAUCACAUAGAUCAUCUCUAUCUAAAUGAAAAAUGGUCAAAAUAAAGAAAAAGAAAUUAGAAAUUAAAUCAAUAGUCUUUUUCAGUUUUUUAUUCCCUUUCCUAUAAUUUCUAGACAUCUUUUGCUAAUUCAUAGAAAUACAUUUAAUAUGUUUAAAUUCUUAAGCAAUAGAAAUAAUAAAUAAAUUUUGUAUAUAAAUAUAUUUUUUUAAGACAUUUUUACUAUUAUUUAUUCAUAGAAAAAAUGAAUGAAAGAUUUGAGUAAAAUCUAUAAGAGAUUCUUUAGAAAGAUUGUUUAACAUAAAACAAAAAUCUACUUCUCAAAGGAUAAAUUGAGUUAUUGAAAUUGCAAAUAAGAGAUUAGAAAUUAAUCAAACAAUAACAAGAUUAAGAAUUAAAAGAAAUAGAAAAGAAAUAAGUUAUGCAAAAUUUAAAAGAAGAAUAAUAGAAGUAGAUUGAAGAAAAAGAGAUUUAAUUAAUUAAAUAAAAAAGAGAGCUUCAUCUAAGAUAAGAUGCAUGUGAAGACUUAUAAUUUGAAAUUGAAUAAUAAUAUUAGCAUCUUAAAAUACAAUAAGAAAAUCAUAAAAUUUUAGAUGAAUCAAUCAAAAGACUUAUGGAUUGUAUUUAAAAAUCUAAAAAAUCACCACUCAAAAAUUAGCAAUUUCAUAACAGAGUAGCUACAUCUCAUUCAUUUGAUGAUCGAGUCAAUCCUUUUGGAAUUAUGGGAAUGCUAAAGUCUAAAAAUAAUGUUGAUGAUUAUAUACAGAAAGUAGAAAAAAUUAAUACUUCUAGACUAUAUGAUCAUUGA
Molecule: messenger RNA, 1474 nt
Organism: Paramecium pentaurelia
Lineage: Eukaryota; Ciliophora; Oligohymenophorea; Peniculida; Parameciidae
Source: the annotation of a GenBank genome assembly